Molecule: messenger RNA, 771 nt
Organism: Acanthoscelides obtectus
Lineage: Eukaryota; Metazoa; Arthropoda; Insecta; Coleoptera; Chrysomelidae
Source: the annotation of a GenBank genome assembly
AUGUGCCUUUUAUGCAACAAAGUUUUGGGCAAUGACUCUGUGAAACCAUCUAAACUGCAAGAUCAUCUGAGAAGAUGUCACCCUGAUAAAACAGAGAAAGAUUUGAAAUACUUUCAAACACUCAAAGAUAAAUUUCAGAAGAGACCUACACUGGACAGAAUGUUCGCUUCGACGUCACAAAGAAAUGAUGAUGGUUUGCGGGCAUCUUACAAUAUCUCGUUACUUAUAGCAAAAUCCGGAAAACCGCAUACUAUCGCAGAGAAGUUCAUUUUGCCAGCCGUUGAAGAGGUUUUAAAAACUGUUUUACACAAACCUGCAUGUGAUAUCAUUGAAAGAAUUCCCUUAAGCAACAAUACUGUUGAAAGACGUAUUGAUGAAAUGAGUUCUGAUAUUGAAAGCUUCUUAUGUAAUUAUUUGCAAACGACCCAUUUCUCUAUACAACUGGACGAGUCAACUUUACCUGAUAAUGCAGCAUUAUUAUUGGCAUAUGUUCGUUUUAUUAUGAAUCAAGAAAUCUACGAAGAACUGCUAUUCGCAAGAACUUUGAUAACCGACACGAAAGAUUUUGAAUCUAGGUUUGAGGAUAUUUUGACUAUGGUAAUACCACCGUGGAUAAUUAAUCCAUAUGGUGACGUAGAAGAAGCGAAUGUCAUAAUACAAGAGGAACUGACUGAACUAAGUACAAACGAAGAACUUAAGGUUCAGUUUAAAAACGGAUAUCAGCAAUUCUGGCUGCAAAACAACAUACCCGUUACUUAUCCCGUACGUUAG